CAAUUCCCAGCAAGUCAGUGAACGUAAAGGUUGUGCUCAGUCAAGACGUGCUGUGCUGUGCUGACUGGUGGCGCUGAACCGGUCCCCCAGAGAAAGAUGAAGUCGGUGGUGUGUGUGGUUGUGGUGGUGGCGGCGGUGAUGGUGGUGGAGGGAGAAGCGACGACAGGAGGAAAGGUGAAGCGACAGAUCUAUUACCCGGACAGUCAGAGAACGGGACAACUCCCUCUGUCCCCCGAGUACCCCGCCCCCUCCGGCCCCUCCGAGUACAGCCCCCGCCCCCCGCAGCGCCCCGCCCGGCCGACCUACCAGGAACCCGCCCGGCCGACCUACCAGGCUCGCCCCCAUAGCAGCGAGGAAUACGAGAAGAAGAACAGCAUCCCGGGGGAGCCUGGCGUGGACUACCCGAUCUAUGACAAGAUUCCCUACACCAAGUUCAGCUGCUCCGAUGUGCCCUACAGACCCGGUAUUUACGCCAACCCCGAGGCCGGCUGCCAGGUGUACCACGUGUGUGAUGACGACAGGUACGGUCCCCAGGGCGCCCAGUUUCUCUGUACAAAUGGCACGCUCUUCAACCAGGAAGUGUUCACCUGUGACUGGUGGUACAACGUGGACUGCUCAAAGGCUACGUCGUUCUACAGCCUGAACGAGGACCCGGAGUUCAACCCUUACUACCAGAAGCCGUACGAAGGGCCCCUAGCCAGCCCCGCCCCCUACGCUGAUGGCCCCGCCCCCUAUGCUGACGCCCCCGCCCCACCCAGAAACCCCUACUACCAGUGAUGAUGAUGAUGAUUGGGGGUGAUAAGGGUCGGGGGUGAUUAGAUGUGGAGUUUAUGGGUUCAAUGUGCUCUUGUGACCUGACCUUUACCCCCCUUUCUCCUCCUCCUCCUCCUCCUCCUCCUCCUCCUCCUCCUCCUCCCCUUCUUCCUUCUCCUUUCCCCUUCCUUCUUCUUUCCCCUUCCUUCUCCUCUCCCCUUCCUUUUCCUCUUCUCCACUUCCGUCUCCUCUCCCCUUCUCCUCUUCUCCACUUCCGUCUCCUCUCCCCUUCCUUCUCCUCUCCCCUUCCUUCUCCUCUCCCCUUCCUUCUCCUCUCCCCUUCCUCCUCCUCCUCCUCUUCCUCCCCUUCUUUCUCCUCUCCCCUUCCUCCUCACCCUCCCCUUCUUCCUUCUCCUUUCCACUUCCUUCUCCUCUCCCCUUCCUCCUCCUCCUCCCCUUCUUCUUUCUCCUCUCCCCUUCUUUCUCCCCCUCCCUUCCCUCCUAUUUCGCCUCAUUGGGAAGAAGCUAAUGUUUUUUUUUUUCUUCUAAUUAUUUAUGUAUGAAUGUUUCCUGUGUUUUUUGUUUUUUGUAACGGAAAUAUAAAUUGUCUGGUUACCUUUA
Eriocheir sinensis (Chinese mitten crab) is the source of this 1374-nucleotide messenger RNA. RefSeq lists its product as uncharacterized. The record is from RefSeq and is a predicted model, not a curated record. The transcript is spliced from 6 exons. Gene Ontology annotation, molecular function: chitin binding. Lineage: Eukaryota; Metazoa; Arthropoda; Malacostraca; Decapoda; Varunidae. Bases 97 to 777 code for a protein of 226 amino acids. Gene Ontology annotation, cellular component: extracellular region.